This is a messenger RNA of Penicillium crustosum, 531 nucleotides long. Its product is annotated as fungal specific transcription factor domain-containing protein. The record is from RefSeq and is a predicted model, not a curated record. NCBI's taxonomy places the organism in Eukaryota, Fungi, Ascomycota, Eurotiomycetes, Eurotiales, Aspergillaceae. The transcript is spliced from 2 exons. The coding region runs from base 1 to 531 and encodes 176 amino acids.
AUGCUGGAACGAACUAUCACUGCGAUCAACAAUAGAGACUCCCCCGAUAUAACUAGCAGACCAUCCUCUCUCUCGUCACAAGCGCGUGGUACAGAUAUCAAUACCUCGGUUUCAGCCGGCGAUCAUACUGCGCUGACAGAAGGCUUUUUGGUGAAAGAUGGCACAUCUACUCGAUACGUUAACGAGUUGCUCUUCUCACGCGUCCUGGAGAAGGAGAGCGAGCUUCAAUCCGCCAUUGACACACCAGCAAGCACUAACAACAGUGAGGCGAGCCCAAUUAUUGGCUUUGAUGGCCUCAUCUCCAACCCCCAGUUGGCUGCCGACGCAAUUUCUCUCUUCCCAUCUCGAGGGCAAGCAACACACCUCUGGCAAGUCUUCUUGAACAACGCGGACGUUCUUCUCAAAGUACUUCACAUCCCGACAACGCAACCUGCUGUAUUUGCUGCCAUCAAUAACCCGAAAGCUGCUUCGAAAGACCUCAAUGCUCUUCUGUUCUCCAUUUACUUUGCUGCAGUUACAAGCCUGUGCUAG